Molecule: messenger RNA, 999 nt
Organism: Menidia menidia (Atlantic silverside)
Lineage: Eukaryota; Metazoa; Chordata; Actinopteri; Atheriniformes; Atherinopsidae
Source: the annotation of a GenBank genome assembly
AUGGCAGUGUGUGCACUGACCAUGUUGGAUGGAAUGGAGGAUGAGGUCAUGGCGACGGGGGGCCUGCUGCUCCUGGCCCUCGCCCUCAUCUUAGCCUGGCUGUCGACGCACGUGGCCGACCGGGGAGACCACAUCCUGGGCACCAUCCUCACCGUGGGCGCGCACGCCUCCCUGAUAGGGCUGGGGGGCCACGACAGCUACAGCGGGGGGCCGAGUAGCAGCGACGCCCCCGAGCAGCAGGCGCCUUCGCCCUCGCCGGAGAACAAGCCGGACGACGGCGAGCCGGCCGCCGAGCGGGAGGGCGAGGGGGCGGGAGAGGGAGCCGAGGGGGUGUGGACAGACCUGCUGCUGGACAUACAGGGCAAACAGCCCCAGGCGGGACGCCCGCACGCUUCCGACGGAGAGGAGGAAGAGGCUGAUGAGGAGAACGAUGACGAUGACGAUUAUGCGGUGGAGGAUUCAAAGGUGGUGGAUGAGAAGGCUGUCCUCCUCAAACCAGUUCUAACCGCCACAGCGAGCGCCACCUCCAUUAGCGUCCGUCUGAAGUUUCUGAAUGACACGGAGGAGGUGGCUGUGGUAGAACAACACGAUACCGUGGGAGGACUGAAAAGCAAAUGUUUUUCAGGUCGGGAGAAUCAAAUUAAGUUAAUCUACCAGGGCCAGCUGCUGCAGGAUCCGAAGAAGACUCUGCUGUCCCUCAACAUCACCGACAACAGCGUGAUCCACUGCCACGUGUCCCCGGCCCUGCAGGAGGCCGGCCCGGAGGAGGGGGCCCCGCCUGGGGCCGAGGGCCGGGCCGGGGUCUCCGGAGGAUUCAGGGCGGCCGGCGUGGCCAUCAGCACCAGCAGCCUGGUGGUGCCCGUGUUCGUGGUCAUCCUGGCUGUGGUGUGGUACUUCCGCAUCAACUACAGGCAGUUCUUCACCGCCCCCGCGACCAUCUCCCUGGUGGGAGUCACUGUGUUCUUCAGCUUUCUGAUAUUCGGGAUGCACAGCCGCUGA